AUGGCCUCGCUCGCAGGCAGAGGUCGAGCAAAGAUUCGCCCUCCGCGACGAGGUCUAGCCGGCGGCGACGUUGACUUCGAGGCGACAUGGGCGACACUGGAGCGGGCAUUCGUCGAGAUCCACACCAAGAACGCUUCCCAACUGUCCUUCGAAGAGCUGUACCGAAACGCGUACAAGAUCGUGCUGAAGAAGAAGGGCGAUGAGCUGUACAACAAGGUCGCGCAAUUCGAGGAGCGGUGGUUGGGAGACACCGUGCGGAACCGGAUAGUGAAGCUCCUGAAUGCGCCAUGGCUGCUGGCAGAUGACAUCGGACGGACACUGGCGACUACUGCUGAGCGGAGAGUGACAGGCGAGAGUGUGCUGCGCUCUCUCAAGGAGUCAUGGGAGGACCACCAGGUUUGCAUGGGCAUGUUGACAGACGUGCUGAUGUACAUGGACCGCGUCUACUGCACAGAUCACCGCCAGCCAUCAAUCUACGCCAAGUCCAUGGGCCUCUUCCGCGAUCAGAUCCUACGAACGCCCGUGAGAGCAUCCGCGCCCGACAUCCUCCAGAUCCUCACCGGCAUCAUCCUCGACCAGAUCGCCAUGGACCGAGACGGCGAAAGCAUCGACAAGUACCUCAUCAAGUCGAACGUCUACAUGCUGGAAGGACUGUACGAGUCAGAUCAGGAGAUGGAGGAGGACAAGUUGUACCUCAAACGUUUCGAACAGGUCUUCCUACAAGAGAGCGCAAAUUUCUACCGGGAGGAAGGCGAGCGGUUAUUGAAAGAGUCGGACGCAGGAACAUACUGCCAUCAUGCAAAGCGGCGGAUAGAUGAGGAGAGUGACAGAUGCAGAUCGACACUUUCCGAAGCCACUGCUAUUAAGAUUCAGAAGGUGGUCGAGGAUGAGCUGAUCAAGAACAAGAUGAAAGGCUUGAUCAAAAUGGAUAGCGGUGUGCGGUACAUGGUGGACAACGACAAGUUUGAUGCGCUGCAUCUUGUCUUCGACCUGGAAGCACGCGUGAACCCCCAGAAGCCGGAACUAACCAAAGCCCUGCAAAACCUGGUCUCCGAGAUGGGUGGCAGGAUCAACGAAGCUGCGAUAACAGCCUCAACAGCACCUGCUGCGGCUGCCCCCACUGGAGAUGAUGCGGAUGCUGGAGCUGAGAAGUCGAAAGCCGGCAGCGGAAAGCAGAUCAACCAGCAGACGCAAGCUGCACUACAGUGGGUGGCAGAUAUUCUCGACCUCAAGGACCGUUUCGAUAAGAUCUGGGAUAAUUCAUUCAACAAAGACCAGACCAUACAGACCGCGCUCACUCGCAGCAUGUCUGAGAACAUCAACUCAUUCGCUCGCGGCAGCGAGUAUGUUUCGCUGUUCAUCGACGAUAAUAUGAAGAAGGGCAUUCGAGAUAAGACCGACAUCGAGAUCGACCAGACGCUCGAAAAGGCAAUCGUCCUCCUUCGCUAUCUCCAGGACAAGGAUGUGUUCGAGACAUACUACAAGAAGCAUCUGUGCAAGCGGCUGAUUCUGAAGAAGAGCCAGAGCACCGACGUGGAGAAGCAGAUGAUUGCUCGCAUGAAGAUGGAGCUUGGCAACGCUUUCACGAUGAAGCUGGAAGCAAUGUUCAAGGACAUGUCUCUGAGCGAGGAUCUGACCAAGAACUACAAGGAUUAUGUUGCCGGGCUUGGCGAUGCGGAUCGGAAGCGUGUCGACCUCAACGUGCUGGUGUUGACUUCGAUGACAUGGCCACUGGAAGCAUUCCGCAGCACAAACGAGGGCGACGGCGAAGAGAAGGCCAAGAUCAUCUUCCCAACUUCAAUCGAUCGAGUAAGAGCAGGACUCGAGCGUUUCUAUGCGGAGAAGCACUCUGGCCGAAAGCUCUCUUGGCAGACCAACAUGGGAGACGUUGACAUGAAGGUCUCUGUCUGUAAUAAAGAAGGCAUGCGCAAGACGUACGAUGUGAACUGCUCGACAUAUGCUGCCAUCAUUCUGCUCCUCUGGGGCGAGACACCUGCCAGCAACAAAUUGACGCUGGAAGAGAUCGAAGCCAAGACGAACAUCCCAAUGAACGCUCUAACACGAAACCUGCAGUCACUUGCGGUUGCCCCCAAGACUCGUUUCCUCAUCAAGGAGCCCAUGAGCCGCGAGGUCAAGCCAGGUGACCGCUUCUCAUUCAACGAGGAAUUCAAGUCGCCAUACCUCAGGAUCAAGGUCAACGUAGUCUCCGCCGGCAACAAGGUUGAGAACGACCGCGAACGCAAGGAGACCGAAAAGAAGAACAACGACAGCCGCGGCUUCGUGAUCGAAGCUGCCGUCGUCCGCAUCAUGAAGUCCCGCAAGGAGCUUUCGCAUGCCCUUCUCAUGCAAGAGACCAUCGCAGUUCUAUCAGGCCAGUUCAAGCCUGACCUUAACAUGAUCAAGAAGCGAAUCGAGAGCUUGAUUGAGCGGGAGUACUUGGAGCGGCUGGAGAAUGCGCCUGUGCCGAGCUAUCGGUACUUGGCUUGA
Messenger RNA from Fulvia fulva, 2487 nucleotides. Its product is annotated as Cullin-3. The record is from RefSeq and is a predicted model, not a curated record. Bases 1 to 2487 code for a protein of 828 amino acids. Gene Ontology annotation, cellular component: Cul3-RING ubiquitin ligase complex. Gene Ontology annotation, biological process: ubiquitin-dependent protein catabolic process; protein ubiquitination. Gene Ontology annotation, molecular function: ubiquitin protein ligase binding. The transcript has 3 exons. Lineage: Eukaryota; Fungi; Ascomycota; Dothideomycetes; Mycosphaerellales; Mycosphaerellaceae.